Racocetra fulgida is the source of this 188-nucleotide messenger RNA. NCBI's taxonomy places the organism in Eukaryota, Fungi, Glomeromycota, Glomeromycetes, Diversisporales, Gigasporaceae. The record is from the annotation of a GenBank genome assembly.
AUCACCUGCAAUUAAACCAUCUCAAACUAACUCUUCAUUAGUAGCCAAUACUCAAUCUGUAACUAACUUUAUAUUAGUAGCUAAUGCUCUGUCUGUAACUUACUUUCUGUUAGUAACCAAACUUCUUUCAGAAAUUAGACCUUCAUCAGUAACUAAGUCUUCAUCCAUGAUUAAUUCUUUAUCUGCAA